CAGCCUCGGAGGCUCACGGGGAUUGAAACGUCAGAUUUGCAUGGCAGCCUCCAGGAAGCGCUGAAGUCAGGGAGGAAAAAAGAUCAGGUACUGCUGAGUUAAUGAAGAAAGGAGCUGAAUAGUAUUUGUGCUCUCAAAAGCUGGGAAGCCUGGGAUUCCAAGGAAGGACUACCCAGGACAGAAUAGGAACAUGGCUCCAAAGAUUACUACAGAGCUGCUUCGUCAGCUUCGGCAAGCAAUGAGAAACUCCAAAUAUGUUCCAGAGCCAAUCCAAGCCUACAUUGUGCCCUCGGGAGAUGCACAUCAGAGUGAGUACAGUGCACCCUGUGACUGCCGAAGAGAGUUCAUCUGCGGGUUUGAUGGCUCAGCAGGAACCACCAUUAUAACAGCGCAGGACGCAGCCAUGUGGACGGAUGGGCGCUACUUUCUCCAGGCCGCUGAACAAAUGGAUACCAAUUGGACACUCAUGAUGAUGGGUCUGAAGAACACUCCCACACAGGAGGACUGGCUUGUGAGUGUUCUCCCUGAAGGUUCCAAAGUAGGAGUAGAUCCUUUCAUUAUUCCAGCAGAUCAAUGGAAGAGAAUGUGCAAAGUUCUGAAAAGUGCUGGACAUGCUCUUGUGCCAGUCAAAGACAACCUGAUUGAUGUCAUAUGGGCGGAUCGACCACCACGACCUUGCAAACCCUUGAUGACACUAGGCCUGAGCUACACAGGGAUGAGCUGGAAAGAUAAGAUCACAGCUCUGCGGGGGAAAAUGGCUGAGAGGAAGGCUCUGUGGUUUGUGGUGACCGCCUUGGACGAAGUGGCUUGGCUCUUUAAUCUCAGAGGUUCUGAUGUUGAAUACAAUCCAGUGUUUUUUGCUUAUGCCAUCAUAGGGACCAAUACAAUCAGGUUGUUCAUUGAUGGCGAUCGCAUGGCUGACCCAGUUGUGAGAGAGCAUCUGUUGCUGGAUUCUGCUCAGGACCCUGAGUCUAGCAUCCAAGUAUUGCCAUACGACUCCAUCCUGACGGUUCUGAAGUCCAUCUGCGACAGCCUUUCUCGUCAUGAGAAAGUUUGGCUUAGUGACAAAGCCAGCUAUGCCCUGACCCAGGCCAUCCCCAAGGAUCACCGCUACCUCACCCCCUACACUCCCAUCUGCAUUGCAAAAGCUGUGAAGAAUGCAUCAGAGGGAGAAGGCAUGAGGAGAGCUCAUAUUAAGGAUGCUGUUGCCCUGUGUGAGUUAUUCAACUGGCUGGAAAAAGAGGUUCCCAAAGGGAAUAUUACUGAAAUAAUAGCAGCAGACAAAGCAGAGGAGUUCCGUAGACAGCAAAAAAACUUUGUUGACUUGAGCUUUGGUACCAUUUCAAGUACAGGCCCCAAUGGUGCUAUCAUUCACUACAAGCCUACUCCUGAGACAAAUAGGACUUUAUCCAUGAAUGAGAUCUACCUCCUGGAUUCUGGUGCUCAGUACAAGAGGGACGGAACUACAGAUGUGACAAGGACUAUGCAUUUUGGCACCCCAACAGCUUAUGAAAAAGAGUGUUUUACCUACGUGCUGAAGGGUCACAUAGCUGUCAGUGCAGCCAUAUUUCCUAACGGAACCAAAGGUCAUCUCCUGGACUCCUUUGCUCGGUCUGCACUGUGGGAUCAAGGCUUAGAUUACUUGCACGGCACAGGACAUGGAGUUGGUGCUUUCCUAAAUGUCCAUGAAGGUCCAUGUGGAAUUAGCUAUAAAACGUUUGCAGAUGAACCUCUGGAAGCCGGGAUGAUUGUUUCUGAUGAGCCUGGUUAUUACGAGGCUGAUUCUUUUGGGAUCCGAAUAGAAAAUGUUGUCAUUGUCAUUCCUGUUAAAACUAAGUAUAACUUCAGCAACAGAGGGAGUUUGACUUUUGAACCUUUGACCCUGGUUCCAAUCCAGACCAAAAUGAUACAUGUUCAUUUGCUGACCCCAAAAGAGUGCGACUGGGUGAAUGAGUAUCACAGAAAAUGCAGAGAGGUAGUUGGAGCAGAACUCGAGCAACAAGGACGACACGAAGCUCUCCAGUGGCUCAUUAGGGAAACGGAGCCAAUCUCCAAAAUGCACUAACGGCAGGGUGCCUCUCUCUCUUUCUCUUUUGGAGUGUGCGUGCGAAAGUAAUUCCUUUUUUUAAAAAUUGCAAGCGCAGUAUUGGUUCAGCUUACAAUAAUCUACUCAGUGCCACCAUGUCUGGGGAGGGAGGGUGAAGAAGAGGAUGUGAAAAUCCUUUCAUAAUGAUCAGGACUGGGGGAAAGAACAGGGGCAAGGUGGAAGUGGAUUUGUGGGCGCAUUUCUUCUUUUGUCAUGCUUUUCUUAUUUCCUUGAUAAUGAGUGAAAAUAAAAUUGGAGCUAUGGAAUUUGUAUCUUGCAGGAUUGUUCAGUGGAGAACAGCAUGGUAUCACUGUGAAAGCACACUGGAUCACUGGAUUCUAUUGUUUAUGCAACCUCCAAGCUUAUAUAACUGACCAAAUUACCUGGGAGUGAUGUAAAUUGAUAAUUGUGACAUCCUGGCAAAGUGCUGUGCAGAAUAUUGCUAUGCAUCAGGUGCCGAUGUGUGGUAAAAUGAUCUUCUGUAUGGGCUUUAGGGUUCCUGAGAGUCUUGUGUUCAGUAGGACCCUAUAUUGAAAAGUUUUGAUGCCUUGCUUUUCUGCAUUUCACACUUUAGAAAUGCAGCUCAGCGCAAGUUCACACAUACACAUUCAUUCUUUAGUGACUCCAGCAUCAAGUGAUGUCUUGCAACUGUGAAAGGGCCAUGACAGAUCAACGGCCACACAGCUCAAUCCAUGUCCAUUCUGAAGUAAGUUCCACUAUGUUCAGUGAGUCUUGCUCCCAGGUAAAUGUACACAGGAAUGCAGCCACAUAUAAGAAUGUUUAGAUAGCCUGAACAUCAUCUCAGCUCACCUUGAACAAAAUGGUUGGAUCAGUGGAUGCCGUUCAUAAAUUCAACUGGGUGUCAUUGAGCAAUAAGUGAUGGGAAGAGGGACCUGCCUCUGUUAACCAGCUCCGACUUGCAAAGUCUGUAAGUUGCUUCUUGUGAUGAAAUUUUGGACAUCUGCCAUGUUUAAGUGCAAUGUAAUGUAACAGUAGCCACCUGAGUGUUUGUUACCCCCCACCAACUCUGAGGGCGUGGGCUUCUGGGUGUGAACAUGAAGCAAACAUUCAUGUUGGGCUUGGAAAAUGCACAAAGCAGCCUUGAUUGUCUGAGUGAAUCUUCUACACAGCUAGGACCAUGUUUUUCCUUUGCCCAUAAGCAAGAACUGCAGGUGCCAAUAAACAUAGUAUACUCUUUACUGCUGUGUUCAAUCAUACAGACUGUGUGAUAAGGUAAAAACAUAUAGAUUUCUACAAUUGAAAGUAGGCUGUGAAAUCUCCAAUAAAUUUUCUUAAUUUACAUACAAGUUGGUGGAGUAAGAAUUUCAUUUAAAAAUAUAUAUAUUGUAUGGGUGUGCAGUAGGUGUGUAAGAGAAAAAAACUCUUCAGUGCUCCUAAGAAUAGUUAUGGCUUAAAUCUAAUGUACAUUUACUUUGGAAUGGGGGGCCCCUUAGCUACUCAGCUAGAAGGUUCAAAAGCUGGACAUAAC
Messenger RNA from Rhineura floridana, 3575 nucleotides. RefSeq names its product X-prolyl aminopeptidase 1 (gene XPNPEP1). Gene Ontology annotation, molecular function: metalloaminopeptidase activity. The record is from RefSeq and is a predicted model, not a curated record. NCBI's taxonomy places the organism in Eukaryota, Metazoa, Chordata, Lepidosauria, Squamata, Rhineuridae. The transcript is spliced from 21 exons. The coding region runs from base 191 to 2065 and encodes 624 amino acids.